UGCGAGAGGACGAAAGCCUACCGCUUUGCACCGAAGAAGAUGCGAUGAUGAGAGAGACGUGAAAAUUGACAUCUAUCCUGACUAUCCACCGCCAUCUCGGUCCCUGUCGUCUCCCUUGAUUUGGAGCCAUCCAAUUCCAGCCGGCCCGUCAACCAAAUCCACACAGCCAGCCCACUCCACUUUCCAAUCUAUCCAUUGAGCUACAAAUCUCGAGCUCACUAAAACCGCUCGGUCGAAAUUCAAGAUUCCAUCGAUUACUACUAGGAAUUCCCCGCGCCGACAAUUCCUAAUCUUCAGGAGCACUCUAUAAAUGCAUCUUCUUCCCGCUGGUGCUUGAGGUGGGUCGAUUCGCUUUCGAGCCUUUUUUUCCAGGGGGUUUCGCUCCGAUUCGACGUUCCUUCACCAUUGGAUUGUUGGGUCUUCGUGUGUGGAUCCAAUCUUGAAAUGGUCGAUCACUACACCCCCAAGCUCGUUGACCAGUUGGCAGUCAUGGCGAGUACUCUGAGUUCUCUCGACUCCUUCCCCAAAUCGAGGCUGAACAAUCAUGCUCAUCGCAAUCGAAAACAGCCUUCUCCGCCCAGCUGCUCGAAUUUCCCGGCUUGUCCUCACAUCUCGAGAUCCGCCGUGAUCGAUAUCGUGAUCUUCAUCGCAGUUGUUGGUGCUUUCGGGUUCUUGCUCUACCCUUACGUCAAAUUGGUAGUUGUCGGAUCGAUUGGAAUGAUCGGGGUGAUCUCUUAUGCAGUCAAGGAUGAGAUUUGUGAUGCUCCACUGAUUUAUGGAUCCAUUGGGUUGAGUGUGUUCUUUGCUGCUCUGGCUACAUGGGCUCUCGUGAUGUGCACGAGCCAGAAGUGUGGGAACCCGAACUGCAGGGGCCUUAGGAAGGCGGCGGAAUUUGACAUCCAGCUCGAGACUGAGGAUUGCGUGAAGAAUUCUUUGCCCCCGGACGGGUCCAAGAGUUGCCUGUUUGAACUUCCUAUUAAUCACCACCGGGAAAUCGAAGCAGAGCUGAAGAAGAUGGCACCGCCCAAUGGGAGAGCUGUUCUUGUUUUCCGAGCAAGGUGCGGCUGCUCUGUUGGGAGACUGGAGAUUCCAGGGCCGAAGAAGCCUCGGAAGAUCAAGAAGUAGUAGGGGAUACUUCUUCCUGAAUUCUUACUCGAUGAACAAAGUCUAGUCCGAUAGCAUACACAGGAAUAAUAAUUCCAUUGCAUAUAAAAGGCUUAUUCUAGUUAGUACCAUCGGAACCAUAAGCUCUGGCUGCAAUAAUAUGUAAGGAUCAAACAUUUCAAUUUAUCACGGUGGGAACAUAACCGGAUUCCGUUAUCUUGCUUUCAUCAACUUUAUGAAGGAUUUUAUCAAUCUUCUAUGGGUUGCUUCGGUAGUAAAUGAUUAAGGAUAUUUUCUUUUUUUGUGGUGCCCAGUGGGGGCUCACCUUUGAUGAACUUUUCAUGCCACAUAGAUGUUAGAUUAUUGCCAAUGAUGCUGGAUAGAAUUGUUUAGGUGCUUCUCUUUACCUUGACAUUUCAUUAGUUUGACUGCUUAAUGGAUGGAGACGGUGAAAAGUAAAGAGGGUGGAAUGCAUAUUAUUUUAAACAUGAUUAUGAAUAGUCAAACUCAUGCCCGAUCCAUCAUACUGAUGUCUCUGUUUAGAACUUUUCUGCAUUAGUCAGGAGCUCCUGUUAGUUUAAGUAGUAGGGUUUUCACACGCUUUUCGAUCAUCACAAGAAGAUCGAGGAAAAGGUUUAUGAAAAUGAUUCCAAUCAAUGUGGCCGAGUACCAUGUAGUCCUGCUCACUGAUUGCUGGUACAUUGCGAUACGAUUCUUCCCAAUGCUUAUGGUGAUACAUGCAGCAUCCUUUGUUAUUAUGAACCAACACGUGAUGUAAGCAAGCUAUUCUCGUGGUUCAUGUACUUGGAUUUGACAUACUAUUGUACUGCAAUUAAUGUUCAUUUUGCUACUCCUUUAGAUCAAUCUUGGUUUGAUUUCAUUCUUGUUGGCAGGAAGUGUGAGACUGGUACUUGAGAACCUUUGUCCCUGAAUGUGCCUGUUUCAAGAUUCAUCAUCUUACAAUGUCAGGCAGAAAGUAGAAUUUUAGGCUCCCAGGUUGCUCACUAUAUAUAUAUAUUUUUUAAUAAUUCAUUGUCGAUUAACUUACUAGAAUUCGAAAAUACCGCUGCCUGCUGUUUCAUGAGUUCUCAAGUAGUACUAGUCUGGAAGAAUCAGUUUCUUAGGCAAGGCAGCAAUGAAUUUUAAAAGGUGGAAUAUCUUCAUCUAUAUUCUCUCAAGGCAUGACUGAACUGACAGUUUCAGACACUGACAGAUGAAUCUGUGGUCUGCCUUCAAGUGCCAAUAUUUCGAUUUUCUGAUAAAUCUGUACUUCUUCAGCUGAACAUAUGUACAUCUUGAGUUGCUGAAGAAGAACUAUGGAUACUGCUUGUUCUUGUUCUGUUUCUGCUCCUAGGUAAUAAGCUUUUGUCAUGAUUC
Punica granatum (pomegranate) is the source of this 2481-nucleotide messenger RNA. The record is from RefSeq and is a predicted model, not a curated record. NCBI's taxonomy places the organism in Eukaryota, Viridiplantae, Streptophyta, Magnoliopsida, Myrtales, Lythraceae.